Chiroxiphia lanceolata (lance-tailed manakin) is the source of this 830-nucleotide messenger RNA. RefSeq names its product nudix hydrolase 8 (gene NUDT8). Bases 117 to 740 code for a protein of 207 amino acids. The record is from RefSeq and is a predicted model, not a curated record. Gene Ontology annotation, molecular function: coenzyme A diphosphatase activity. The transcript has 4 exons. Lineage: Eukaryota; Metazoa; Chordata; Aves; Passeriformes; Pipridae.
AGGAGCCUUUUUCCCAGCCUCAGACACUGCUGAGGCUCUUUACACAGGGGAAAUUCCCCCGUGAGGUGACAGCACCUGGAAUUGUCACCCCCUUACAAAUAACCACCUGUGCUGAAAUGGGCUGUGCAGGUGUCACAGGGGACCCUGGUUUCCCCUCGCUCACUCCAGGUGUUCUCCAGGUAGGACAUCCAGGGCAGAGUCCCGACACUCCCAGGCACAAAGGGACAGCGAGGGUGUGGUGGCACGUGGGGGCUGUGAAAAGGGGAGGAAAUGUACAACACCUGGCGGGGUUGGAAAGCUUCCCCGGCGGGCGGCGGGACCCGGCGGACGCGGACGCGGUGGCCACGGCGCUGCGGGAGACGCGGGAGGAGCUGGGGGUGGCGGUGGCAGCAGCCAGCGUGUGGGGACAGCUGCGGACCCUGCCCGACCGGCAAGGAAUGACCAUAGCACCCGUCGUGGCCAACCUGGGGCCACUGGAGGCCUUGACACUGACCCCCAACCCCGAUGAGGUGGAGGAGGUGUUCACCCUGCCCCUGGCUCACCUGCUGCGGGAGGAGAACCAGGGCUACACCCACUUCCGCACAGCCACCGGCUACGGGUACACCCUGCCCGUGUUCCUGAACGGCCCCCACAGGGUGUGGGGGCUCACGGCCAUCAUCACCGAGCUCACCCUGGAGCUGCUGCUGCCCGGCCACUACCACAGGAAGACCCACGUGCCACCCCGGAAACCCGAGGCCUGAGGGAGGAGGGGACAGGGAGCGGCUCUGGGGCACCGAAGCCACUGGUGAUGUUGCACACUGUGAUUCAGUAAAAGCCAUGUUUGGAACUGC